AUGAAGUUCUUCGCCUCUGCUCUCCUCUUCGCUGCCACUGCUCUGGCUCUCCCUUCCUCCGGUGACGGUGCUACCAGCCAGGGUAACGGUGUUCAGUACCCCCUUUCCAAGGACGUUUCCUUCAACCAGGCCAACGCCAAGUGUGGCAACGACGCCGUCGUCUCCUGCUGCAACAAGAAGUCUACCACUGGCUCGGUCACCACUGCCAACAACGGGCCCCUCGCCGGCGUUCUGGCAAAUGCUGUGGGUGGCGGCCCCGGUGCCGACGGCCUGGGUCUCUUCAACGGCUGCAAUGACCUCAACCUGAACGUGCCCGUCCUGAACCUCGUUCCCGUGAACGCCCAAGAUCUGGUCAACAAGAAGUGCCAGCAGAACAUUGCUUGCUGCCAGAACACUCGCUCCGAGGCGAACGGUGAUCUUGUCGGCGUUGCUCUGCCUUGCGUCGCUCUCAGCAGCCUCAUUUAA
This is a messenger RNA of Penicillium daleae, 465 nucleotides long. RefSeq names its product hydrophobin family protein. Gene Ontology annotation, cellular component: fungal-type cell wall. The record is from RefSeq and is a predicted model, not a curated record. The transcript is spliced from 3 exons. The coding region runs from base 1 to 465 and encodes 154 amino acids. NCBI's taxonomy places the organism in Eukaryota, Fungi, Ascomycota, Eurotiomycetes, Eurotiales, Aspergillaceae. Gene Ontology annotation, molecular function: structural constituent of cell wall.